This is a messenger RNA of Peromyscus maniculatus bairdii (prairie deer mouse), 2349 nucleotides long. Its product is annotated as DBH-like monooxygenase protein 2. Gene Ontology annotation, cellular component: secretory granule membrane. The record is from RefSeq and is a predicted model, not a curated record. Gene Ontology annotation, biological process: octopamine biosynthetic process; dopamine catabolic process; norepinephrine biosynthetic process. Gene Ontology annotation, molecular function: dopamine beta-monooxygenase activity; copper ion binding. NCBI's taxonomy places the organism in Eukaryota, Metazoa, Chordata, Mammalia, Rodentia, Cricetidae.
UGCUCCGGGCCCUGGCAGCCAUGGCCUGUGUUCUCCUCUUCAGACUUUUCUUACUUUUGGUCCUGGUAGCCUUUUCACAAGGCAAGCGCCUGGGCCCUACAUCUCCCCUCCGUUAUUCCAGGUUUCUGGAUCCUUCCCAUUCUGUUUUUCUGCGCUGGGACUUUGACUAUGAGACUGAGAUCAUCACAUUUGAGCUCCAAGUUCAAACAACUGGCUGGGUUGGCCUGGGCAUCACAAAUCGCUACACCUUUGUAGGAAGUGAUCUGGUAGUUGGAGGAGUCCUUCCUGAUGGCAAUGUCUACUUCUCGGAUCAGCACCUUCUGGACGAAGAUACUCUAGAACAGGAUGGGAGCCAGGAUGCUGAACUACUAAAGCUCACAGAAGAUUCUGUCUCUACUACCAUGCGCUUUUCCAGACCCUUCAGAUCCUGUGACCCACAUGACCAUGACAUUACGAGUGACACCAUGAGGGUCCUGGCUGCCUAUGGCCUAGAUGACGUACCAAAGAUGAAUCGGGAGCGUACUUUUGUCAAAUCAAUCUUCUUGCUACAAAUGCUACAAUACGACGAUGAAGAUGCCCCUGAGGACACCAUUAUCUAUGAUUUGAAGAUCAGUAAUUUCCUCAUUCCAGAGGAUGACACCACGUAUGCCUGCACCUUCCUCCCGCUCCCUAUUGUCAGCAAGAAGCAUCACAUCUACAAGUUUGAACCCAUGCUGGUGGAACGCAACGAGACAAUGGUGCAUCACAUCCUCGUGUAUGCAUGUGGCAAUGCUAGCGUGCUCCCCACAGGCAUUGGGGAAUGCUACGGGUCAGAUCCCGCCUUCUCCCUCUGUUCUCAUGUCAUCGCAGGAUGGGCUGUUGGGGGCCUUAGUUAUCAGUUUCCAGAUGAUGUAGGUAUCUCUAUUGGAACCCCCUUGGACCCUCAGUGGAUUCGACUGGAGGUUCACUACAGCAAUUUUCAGAACCAUCCUGGUAUAUAUGAUACCUCGGGGAUGCGGUUGUACUACACUUCACACCUUCGCAAAUAUGACAUGGGAGUCCUCCAGCUGGGCAUCUCGGUUUUCCCUAUUCACUUUAUACCCCCGGGUGCUGAGGCUUUCUUGUCCUAUGGGCUAUGCAAAACAGAGAAGUUUGAAGAGAUGAAUGGGGCCCCAGUACCCGACAUAUACGUAUAUGGCUACCUGAUCCAUACCCACUUAGCUGGGCGCUCCCUGCAAGCUGUGCAAUACAGAAAUGGAACCCAACUCCAAAUAAUAUGCAAAGAUUACUCUUAUGACUUCAAUCUGCAAGAGACUCGAGAUUUACCUCAUCCUGCAGUGAUCAAGCCGGGGGAUGAGCUGCUGAUAGAAUGUAACUACCAGACGCUGGAUCGUGACUCCAUGACUUUUGGAGGUGCCAGCACCAUUAAUGAGAUGUGCCUCGUCUUCUUCUUCUACUAUCCCAGAAUUAACAUCUCCAGUUGCCUGGGAUACCCGGACAUUAUCUAUGUAACCAAUGAGUUGGGGGAAGAAGCAUCAGAGAAUCCUAUGGAGAACCUGAUGGUCCUGAAUAAUGUUGAAUGGACUCCAGAGAACAUUAAGAAAGCUGAGAAAGCUUGCAAGGAGUCCCAGCAGACAGUGUUGAUUAAGACCAUUGAUGAGGAAGUAGAAAAUACAACAGGUUGGAUUCCUGAUAUUAUCCCAACUCCUCGAGGGCCGUGCUUAGAGUCCUCUGGAGGUAAAGUGGAACCUCAGGACAAGACCCCUGCAGGCUUCAGGGCUGCACCAAUGGCCCUCUCUGGCUCCAGUACUGCUACCCUGAGGAACCUGACCCUGGUUGCUAUCUUGUUCCUGCAGGGUACACUCUCAUGGCUCCUUGCCAUGCUGCAGACUGGGGUAUGAUUCUGUCUCCUUAUGCCACCUACUCCCUUAUCAUGAACUAUAGAAACAACCCCCGAUAUGACCCCUCUAAAUGACCUCUGUCUGUGCCACUUCCCAUAAACCAAACCAUGACACUGAAGGCUCUCAGGUUUUGUCCACAAUCACUGUUCAAGUUAUUCUUAAAGCUUCAGAACCAUUGAUAUGAUCACAUGUUUUCUAAGAAAGUCUGCCUCCAAGUCUGAGUGUUAGAUGAUGGAUUCACUCUCUAAGAAUUCUAGUGUGCUGCUUUCUCUCAAAUUGAUGCUAUGAGUAGGAUGGGACUUGAGUGCAAAGGGAGAGCAUUGUAAAUCCCUUGGCAUGUGCAUGGCCAUGGGAAAAGCUAUUACUUCUCUUUUCUAAUGGUAUUUUGUAACCAGUUCUUUCUGAGGCAAUGUGAGUAUGCUAUAAGUAUACUCAAGAGUAAAGGGCAGUUUUUCAUAAAGGCAGGGCU